This is a messenger RNA of Arctia plantaginis, 357 nucleotides long. The record is from the annotation of a GenBank genome assembly. Lineage: Eukaryota; Metazoa; Arthropoda; Insecta; Lepidoptera; Erebidae.
AUGGUGUUCUUCAUGGUGACCAUGGUAUUCCUCAUUGUGACCGUGGUGUACCUCAUGGUGGCCACGGUGCUCCUCAUGUUGGCCAUGGUGCUCGUCAUGGUAUCCAAGGUGGUCCUCAUGAUAGCCAUGGUGUUCUUCGUGGUGCCCAUGGUUUUCAUGUUUGUGUUCCUCGUGAUGGAUUGGAACACGCUUGUUUUUAUGGGUUUGAUGAAGAACUAUACUCUGAGACGAAUAAGCAUGACCGUGAUCGUGACCAUGCUGGUGAUGGUUUUGUGCAACGACUGUUGCAACUGCGAUAACUACGAGGAAGAUCUGUUUGAAAAUAGAAAAAAAAAUAUAGCACGUGUAGGAAAAUAA